GCGAAAGCAGUCUGUGUCUCAUAAAUCAUAAUGAAAUAGAGAAUAGAGGAAAAUGAUGUUGACAUAUGCUCUAAUACUUUUGGGAUUUACAUUUAUCACUUCUGUUUCCUAUUCAGAUGAAAACUGUUACAGAUACGAGAGUGGUUGUUGUCCUGGUUACGAACGGAAUAGAGAAACAGGGAACUGUACAGAGUGUAAAAUUGGAUACUCAGGCCUUAAUUGCAGCAAGCAAUGUCUCUAUCCAAGUUUUGGUUGGAAGUGCAAGUUGGAGUGUGACUGUUCAAAAGAAAAUUGCAAUUUUUCUACAGGAUGUCUGGUAAAGUCGUUCUUUGCCUCUCUUCUUCAUUAUCUGCAUCAGCUGAAAUCAGAGAACUAUAGACUAGAGGGUCACAUCAAGUCGCUGGCCACGCGCCGGGAUCACUUACUGGCGGUCAACGCCAGACUGUCUAUCCCGUUCUCCUCCCCCCUCCACCCAGACUCAUUCCUCUACUCGGACAAACCCACUGACGGAAAAACUGUGGAGCCAUCUUUGAUGCAGAAUGUGGCCUGUUUAACAGCUGAUAAUCCUGUACAGGCAGGAGGCUCUACCACAGUUCCAGCAGUAACCCGUGUCUCAUCGCUGCCUCCCAUGACUUCAGUACUCAACUUAUCUGUAUCCAAUACUCUGUCGGCUAUGGACAGUACGCCCACAUCAAUGGAGGUCACCCUCCCCUCAUCCUCAACGCCGGACAAAAGCAAACCAGAUGUGACCUGAACUCUACUUUUAUUGUACCAUUGACUCUUGUUUUAAACUAGAUAUAUAUAUGUAUACACAGAACUAAUGUUAAAGUAUUAAUAAAAAAGUUGACAAAAA
Magallana angulata is the source of this 853-nucleotide messenger RNA. Its product is annotated as zinc finger protein zfp-1-like. The coding region runs from base 53 to 754 and encodes 233 amino acids. NCBI's taxonomy places the organism in Eukaryota, Metazoa, Mollusca, Bivalvia, Ostreida, Ostreidae. The transcript is spliced from 7 exons. The record is from RefSeq and is a predicted model, not a curated record.